GUGGAUAAAAUCUCUCCAGCAGAAGUGACUCUGGAUCACGUGAAUCACGAUCUGCCGUCAUCGGCUCGGCAGGGCACUGUCAAGAAGGAUUCUGCGCAUCACACUCUCCCGACUUCGGCAGCUCCUGUCCCCACUGACAAACCAGAAGCUGUAGCUUUAGCUGCGGCAGCAAAAGCUCAGAGCCUUGACAACCUGAACUACCAUCGCCGCAUGGAACAGCUGACUGCCGAAAUAUCGCUGAGAGAGACAACUUUCGAAAGCAGCUCUUCCCAUGUCAACGAUAGUCCCAGUGGUGCUAUACUGUCUCUCACUAUGGGUUCGUAACUUCUUCCAAUCAUC
This is a messenger RNA of Nilaparvata lugens (brown planthopper), 339 nucleotides long. RefSeq lists its product as uncharacterized. Lineage: Eukaryota; Metazoa; Arthropoda; Insecta; Hemiptera; Delphacidae. The record is from RefSeq and is a predicted model, not a curated record. The transcript has 2 exons. The annotation marks the transcript as partial.